AUGUCAUCAAAUGCCGUAAAUGAACUAGCUGAUGAACUUUCGAAAUUGAAAGCUGUUGGUAAGACUAUAUACUGUAGUAUAUCUACUAUAUUAUUACUUAAUUACUAUUAUUACAUUACUGAUAUUGAUGAUGUCACUUUUUAAUAAUCCAAAUUUAAUUUUAGACAUUCUACCGCAGAACGUGGAACGUUGGGAGGAAACAAAGGCUUUUUUGCUUCAAGUGGUCGAUGUUUUGUUAGGUUACAUAAAGGAAGAGAAUGAUCGAUCUUCAAAGAUUCUGGACUUCCAUCAUCCAGAAGACAUGAAGAAGCUCAUCGACUUGACCAUACCGGAGCAUCCAAUGCCAUUGGCCGAAUUGGUUGACGUAAGUUACUACAAAUCUUUGGGAUAACGUAAUUUAUAACAUGUUUUAGUUGUUAAAUAACUAACAUUGUACUUAUAGUCGUGCAAGAAAGUAUUGAAAUUGGGUGUGAAAACUGGUCAUCCUCGCUUUUUCAAUCAAAUAUCUUGUGGUCUGGACCUUGUUUCAAUGGCUGGAGAAUGGCUGACGGCUACUGCUAACACUAACAUGUAAGAAUGCAUUACCUAUGUUGUGUAACAUUAACUACAAUAGCUAUAACAAUGUUUUAAUUAUAGGAUUCGUCUUGUUUUUUCUACGUAAACUAUUCAAACAUUACGGUCAAUUGUAGGUUUACGUACGAGAUCUCGCCUGUAUAUAUUUUGAUGGAAAAGGAGGUAAUGCGCAAGAUGAUGGAUCUGAUUGGCUGGCCGGCUGACGUUGGGGACUGUAUCUUUACACCGGGUACGUUAUUUUUUGAAAUUCUGUCACACCAAUUAUAAAAACUACUAUAUUCGUUUAUUAUUAGCUCUAGUUGUUGAGAAAAUUGUCUUUAUAGGUGGUGCAAUUGCCAAUACCUAUGCCAUGAAUGCAGCUCGUCAUUUCUUUUGGCCCAGAGCUAAACCCCUCGGAAUGACAUCAGUACCAACUCUGUGUUGUUUUACAUCGGAAGAGGUAGGUAAUAUAACCACUAUUACCGUAUAAGAUACUAAAUACAACAAGCUUCACCAAACACAUUUUCAGAGUCACUAUUCGAUCAAAGGAGCAGCUGCCUUACUAGGUAUUGGGGUUGACAAUUGUUUUUCAAUUGAAUCUGACAGUGUCGGACGAAUGGUUCCAGAAGCCUUGGAGAAGAAGAUCAUAGAAGCUAAGAAGGAAGGUCUUCACCCAUUCUUUGUGUGUGCUACUGGAGGUACUACGGUUUAUGGAGCUUUCGAUCCUUUGAAUCAAGUGGCUGACAUUUGUGAACGCCACAAGAUCUGGUUCCAUGUUGAUGUAAGCGGUUUUUUUGGCUGAUUCCUAUUUAAUAGUCAACAAUUCGACACACAGGAUAAUAUAAUUUUUUUGUUAUUUACGCUUUUUUUCUUAAAAGGGCAUAGUACAACCGUAGUCACAACUUUUUAUUCGUUUUAUUUCUUUAAUUUUUUAAAAUUUCUAGGCAGCGUGGGGAGGUGGAUUACUGUUGAGUUCUGAACACCGCUACAAGUUGAGUGGAAUCGAAAGAGCGUACUCAGUUACAUGGAAUCCGCAUAAGCUCCUUGGAGCACUACUACAAUGUAGUGCUUGCUUUAUUCGUCAAGAUGUAGGUGUUUUACAAAGAUUGUUCUCUACCUAAAUUUAUUUGUUCACUACUCAAAUUUUAACCCUCACACACAUAACCCAUAACUCAGCACUUUACUGUACAGUAGAUACUCUCAAGCCCAAAAUAAACAAUCUCCGUUUUAGGGUCUACUUUUCCAAUGUAACCAAAUGUCAGCCGACUACCUUUUCCAACAAGACAAACCGUAUGACGUGAGCUAUGACACCGGAGACAAGGCCAUUCAAUGCGGAAGACACAACGAUAUAUUCAAGUUCUGGUUAAUGUGGAGAUCCAAGGGAAUGGAGGGCUACAGAGCCCAAAUCAACCGGUUGAUGGAGUUGUGUGCCUACUUUACCCAUCGCAUCAAGAGUACUGCCGGGUUCGAAAUGGUCGUGGAAAAGGUAAGUUGCAUAAUUCGAUACUAUGAUAUUGAUUUUGAUAAGACACGGUAGUACUCUUCUGUCACAGUACCUUUAUUACAAAAAAUUUAAGUCUCACUAUAGUUUAAAACCUCGCUUAAGGCAGACAAAUUUUACUCAAAAUUCUUGAAUUUCAGCCAGAAUUCCUAAACAUAUGCUUCUGGUAUGUUCCCCCAUCUCUCCGUUCUCUGGACAAGAAAGAGAAGAUGUUGAGAUUGGAGAAGAUCGCUCCCAAAAUCAAAGCUAAGAUGAUGGAAAGAGGCACUACCAUGGUCGGCUACCAGCCUGACAAACAAAGACCCAACUUCUUCAGAAUGAUCAUCUCCAAUCAGGCCAUCACCGAGGACGAUCUCGACUUUCUCAUAGACGAAAUCAUCGACAUUGCUAAGGAUUUGUAA
Messenger RNA from Bursaphelenchus okinawaensis, 2454 nucleotides. The record is from the annotation of a GenBank genome assembly. Lineage: Eukaryota; Metazoa; Nematoda; Chromadorea; Rhabditida; Aphelenchoididae.